UAGUUGGCUAACGGCAGCAACCGAAAGCAGAGGAGCUUUGUCGUCCGGGUUACUUCACCUGGCACACGCACUUAAUCAGCCUCAACCGGGGACUCAAAUAAUACAAUACAAGACGUCGAAACUACGGGGAAGUGAGGGUUAUCGAAGGACAGUUGUUAGGCGAAAAGAAGCUGCAUAAAAUCGGCAGCUAUCUUUGUUACCAACUCCGCGCAUACGUAGUUUUAGCUCGCUAGCUAACUACGCUAGCUCGCGAAGAAAGGCCGUCGAGUUGACCCAGCGUCAAUUAUUAAAGAGAUAGCGGAAUCACCCUGGCAUAUCACGGUUGCCCCUCACUGCUUGGAUCGGAAAACCUUCAAAUCAAAGAGAACAUCGAGAGAGGAUGGCUCUGAAAAGGAUCCACAAGGAGCUUAACGACCUGGCUCGUGACCCUCCAGCACAGUGCUCGGCAGGCCCAGUGGGUGAUGACAUGUUUCACUGGCAAGCCACGAUCAUGGGACCUAGUGACAGUCCAUAUCAGGGAGGUGUUUUCUUCUUGACAAUUCAUUUUCCAACAGACUACCCCUUCAAACCACCCAAGGUUGCUUUUACAACAAGAAUUUACCACCCAAAUAUUAACAGUAACGGCAGUAUCUGUCUGGAUAUUCUCAGAUCACAGUGGUCUCCUGCACUUACUAUUUCUAAAGUUCUUCUCUCCAUUUGCUCACUCCUAUGUGACCCAAACCCCGAUGACCCACUAGUGCCAGAGAUCGCACGAAUCUACAAAACAGAUAGUCAAAGGUACAAUAAACUAGCUCAGGAGUGGACAGCCAAGUAUGCCAUGCUUUAGGAUACACCAGAAUGGCAAAAGACUGGACACACAAAUACGCUAUGUGAUGGCAUCAUUUGGAAAGCUGGUGGAAAAUGUUGUUGCUGGUUCAAACAAAACAAAAAUCCGGGAUUCUGUUUUUUUCCUUUUUCACUUUUUUUUUUUCUUUUCUUUUUUGGGUUAAUCGGAGCGUUUUACCCCCUCCUUUUUCCACCUGCGCGCUCAUAAGAAGAUAGUGUUUUCUCUCUAGGACAUGUGCCAGUUUCUGUGAAGUUUCGACUCAUUUUGUACGGAGUUAAAAAAAAAAAGGAAAAAAAAAUAAAGUCACCAUGGUUCUGAACACCCGGCUUGAGCAUGCACCAGUAAGAGUUGGUGAUGUUAGUCAUUUGCUCUGCACACACUUAGUAGAAUCUGAUGCGACUGGUCUCCUGAGCACUAUAUCAACCUCCUAAUGAUCCAGUUGUUUUAACUGGCUUGGUCCUGUGCCGUUGAUAUUUACUUUGGCGUUAAGCUGGAUUUCAGAGCACUUCUAGAAAAGCCAGUCUUUUGCCAUACCUGUAAAUUCUGAAUUUGAAAGUUUCAAAUUGGUAAAAUUCUGCUGCGUUUUUUUUUAUUUUGAAAGUGGUAAAAUCUGAAAUGGGGGGAGGGGGGUGGAUGGCCAGGUAUCUGCAUCCUGGACUGGUGUGAUGUCAGUUUGUUCUACCGAUCUUUAGUAUAGGAAUCUAUUACCUGAGGAAAGAAGUGUAUCUUAUUCCACUGUCAAAGUGUGUGUACAGAGAAGCACAGCAGUAUAUAUCAAUGUUAAGGAAACAAAAUAUAAGAACUUCAAUGUUGUAUUUUAUGCAUGUUAAUAUGGGUAGGCUAUUAUAUCUGAUAUGUUUCUGCAAAUUAAGUGGAUUGUAAGGCUGAACAGUUGGAAAAAUGUGGUUCCCCUCAAUGGCUUUCUAUUUCUUUAUUUAGAAGCCAGUAGAUUAGUUUUAUGCCCACUCGAACACUGUCUUCUUGUAGCCCUAAAAUAUUGAUGCAAAGCUAAUGGUUGAUAAUCAACUUGUGGCUCUGUGUUCUUUUUAGUUUUCCUUUCAAUAAAGUUACUUAAAACCAUA
Messenger RNA from Sander lucioperca (pikeperch), 1908 nucleotides. RefSeq names its product ubiquitin-conjugating enzyme E2 D2-like. Gene Ontology annotation, cellular component: nucleus. Gene Ontology annotation, biological process: ubiquitin-dependent protein catabolic process; protein polyubiquitination. The coding region runs from base 380 to 826 and encodes 148 amino acids. Gene Ontology annotation, molecular function: ubiquitin conjugating enzyme activity. The record is from RefSeq and is a predicted model, not a curated record. The transcript is spliced from 8 exons. NCBI's taxonomy places the organism in Eukaryota, Metazoa, Chordata, Actinopteri, Perciformes, Percidae.